CCAGCUUUCACCUCCAGUUUCGCGCCCAGGCCCGAACGCCUGUUUCACAGUUUUUUUCUUGGAAUCGCAGUCCAUAUCCAGCCCAUUGCUACCGCAAUCGUCCCUUGAUUUGUUGACCGCCACAUGAUACCAGAUUGAAAGACGGUCAACGCGAGACACGCACAUGGGAAAGGAACAUUUCCAAGCGAGCUGCAUUUGCAUUUAGUCUACAGAAGCUAGCAUUGCAGGGCCGCCAACAUGUCAGGUCUUAUGCAUGAUGUUGCAACCCCUUGCCCGUCGAGGUUGAACGGUUCGAGUUUCUGCCGAAAAAGCGACAGCUCGUUCGACAGCCUGUGGGAGAGGACUUUGGACAAUGGCGAAGAGACGGCAAAUGUUGAAUUCACAACCGAAAUCAAACCCUCUGUUCUUACAGGGGCCAAACCGCGACGAAGAACCAAGACAGGCUCUUCCUUUAUGAUCCACGAUGACCACGAGGAGAAACCCACCCAAAUCCAGAAUAGACCGAAGCGGGAAUCGAGUAUAACAGCCCAGACUACGAACCGUAAAACGUCCUUGCUUGCGCAGCCGGCUCAGAGAUUUCGUCCCAAAGUGAGCUUCGCUCCGAGCCCUCGCAGGCAAUCCCAAGAAAAAGAGCUCAUCCCUAAGACACACUCUGAAAGAGACACGGAGAAGAACAACGAGCUUCUUAUGCAGAUCAGUGGGAAAGGAGACCGGGCUCAACCUAAGGAUAGGCUUAAGGCGGAUGUGCGUCGCAACACGGUCUACAUCCCCCCAGAUGAUACCACAGUGGCCAGUGUUUUCAUGGGACUUUUCAGUCCUUUGAAGUCAGACAAUAUCGGAUAUCAUAUCCCGGAGGACACACAAAUAAACAGCCUGGAGGCCCAGAUUGCACAGAAGCGACAGGCAAAGCGCUCCCUCGCCUCCUCUGCCCAGCGGGCUCCGCUACAGCCAAGCUGGAAAGUAACGCAGGAAUCGUCCACUCGAGUUGACAUUGCUGGGAAGAAUGGAGGGAAGGAGAACAUACCCCCGGGGACAGUAAUCCUUGAUGGCAAGAAGGGUCUCCAGCCGUUGAAGGCGAAGAGACCACUGGACGAUAACCUCAAGGUCUCCCAGUUGAGAGACAGUCGAUCUAGUCAGAUCAACAAGGGCGCAAGAGCCUCCCAGCCAUUGACUACAAAGACAAGCAACCUACAACGGAGCACGGUGCUGGGCGACAGCCAGAAUAACACUAAGGCGCGACCCAGCAAAGCCAACCCAGUUGACACGAAGCGAAAGUUGACCACUAGUGACAGCAAACCUGCGUUUGUACGCAGUUCAACUAUUACCACCUCGCUUAAGCAGUCUAGAACAAACACAGGGGCACCCAAGUCGGCACUGCAAAGGAACGUGAUGGGCAUCGAGAAGGAUUAUCCAAUUAUCUCGAACAUUACAAACCCUACAUUGUAUGAGGACAACUGGCUUUCGCAUCAGGAAGUGGUCAUAACACAAUUGGCCAAUGAGCUGUUCCAGUGUGCAGAUGGGGACGCGGCCUUUGAUGACCCGACCAUGCUUCGACAGGAGCUACUCACUCUAUACCAAGGAACAUCGUUCACACACUUACACAAGCGACUGCAGGCCUCGCUGCUAUAUGGAGCCAUGAGUGUACCAAAAGAUGUACUCGCUCGCAGCAGCCGCCUUCGACAGGAUCUAGGGAUGAAGCGCAGAUAUCUGGACAUUUGGGUCCAAACAUACGAUCUCCAGGCCCUGCGAGCUGCAGUGGAAGCGAUAACCGGAAGAAAGAUUCCCAAGUCCAAGGUGGCCGCAGGAAACGAGGGUUUGGAUAAAGAAAGAUCGAUGAAACGGAGAUUGGAAGUCUUUUUGGAUGCAUUUCUCCUGCAAAAUAAAGACAUGGACCGCCAUGCAAACAUCUCUGAGGGAGAUGAGGGCGAUGUAGCCAGUCGGGCGUACCGUCGAACGGUUAUUCGAAGCAUCAUGAUCGUCAUUCUUCUGGACCAAGGAAGGCUCUGCUCUGGAACAGCACUUCCACGCCGUCUCUUCCUCUCCGCCUCUCCCUACAAGACCUCUGUUGCCGUGCUCCAGGCACUCGCUCGGAUGCUACUUCCAUCAUGCGGAGACAUCGCCAAGACAUUGAGCCAUCUGAACUGCGAACUUUCUUACAAGCAGGACCCACUGCAGGAGUACGAGUAUCAGAUGGACAACCUUGCCAUAGAUCUCCGGGACGGAGUCAGGCUGACGAGGAUCGUAGAGCUGUUACUCCACUCCCCAGCUUCGCCUGCUGAGACACAGCCCGAAGACUCCGAAUGGCCACUUUCACGGAGCCUGAAAUUCCCCUGCAUGAGUCGGGCAGUGAAGCUCUUCAACGUGCAGGUGGCCUUGGAUGCGCUGGCAUCUGCGAAAGGAACGAGGAAGCUCGUGAGCACAGUGCGCGCAGAAGAUAUCGUCAACGGACACCGUGAAAAGACCAUUGCGCUUCUGUGGGGGCUGGUCAGCACAUGGGGCCUCGCUGGACUUGUGGAUUGGGCGGAAGUGAGAACAGAAAUCGAGAGACUGAAGCAGAAGGCGGUUGCCCAGUAUGGAUACAACCACAUCAAAGACGAGGAAUGGUUCUGCGACAAGCAUUCGGAUAAAACACACCAGCAGGACGACGAGCCUAUCUUGCUGCUCACGCAAUGGGCGUCGAUCCUAGCCCACCUGAAGGGUCUACGACUCGAAAACCUCAGCACCAGCUUCAGCGACGGCAGAAUCUACGAAAGCAUCGUCGACGAAUACGAAGGAUACCUGCUCGGGGACCGGGACAAUAUAUGCGACAAAGCAUCAUCAUCAUCCUCAUGCUCAUCACCAUCAUCGCUGAACUCUCGUCUCCAAGCUCUAGGAUGCACCGCGCAGUUCGCCAAACUCGUAUCUCCCUCCCCAUCCCCCAACACGCACGUCCCCAUCGUCAACGCAGACUUCACCAUUGGCGCACUCGCCUUCCUUUGUUCCCGACUUCUGGCAGCCACAAAGCGCGCCCGAGCAGCAACAGUACUGCAAGCCGCAUGGCGCCGGAUCCUCGCGCGGCGGGACCACCAGCGCCGGAUCAUCGCAAGAGACCUCGCCAGACAAUGCGCGGCAGUUGUGCAAGCAAGAGACCGGAUCAUCUGGGCGCAGGGGGUGAUCCUGCAAUGGUGGAGAAAGAUGCAGACACAGCGACGUCGCCGGACUGUUGGGGGGAAGAAAAUGAAUAACAAAAGUAUUCCGAGAUACCGGUAUCAAUACUGAUGGAGAGAGAGAGAGAGAGAGAGAGAGAAAGAAACAAAGAAAUAUUGUCGUUGUUGUGAGACGUAUUGCAUAAAGCGCGUUUUGUUUCAGAUCAUGCGGCGCAGCCUGAUGAUCACCUAGUUACCUAUCUGAGAGAUUGGGGGUUGGGAUUGGGAUUGAUUGUUUCAGGAUUGCCAUUGUCAUUGUCAUUGCCAGAUACCUAUGAUAGCCACGACUAC
Messenger RNA from Aspergillus heteromorphus CBS 117.55, 3476 nucleotides. RefSeq names its product putative calmodulin-binding protein Sha1 (gene sha1). Gene Ontology annotation, cellular component: spindle pole. Gene Ontology annotation, biological process: spindle organization; mitotic cell cycle; establishment of meiotic spindle localization. Gene Ontology annotation, molecular function: protein binding. NCBI's taxonomy places the organism in Eukaryota, Fungi, Ascomycota, Eurotiomycetes, Eurotiales, Aspergillaceae. The transcript has 2 exons. The record is from RefSeq and is a predicted model, not a curated record. Bases 238 to 3258 code for a protein of 1006 amino acids.